CGAAGAACAGAAACCAUGGAUGGUUACGCUGCUUGCGUCUCGGCACGUUCGAAUUGGCAAAGUUCCGAAUUUGUCGCUGUGUUUUGUACGCUUGUGCGCUCGUCAUUUGCCGUCAUCGCGCGGAGAUAUUUGCGCUGGAUGUCUUUCACUUCGUGUACAAAACUCUGCACGCUGCGGCAUCGAAGAAGUUGUCCUGUGUUUGGGUGCACGUAUGCGCUUGGACACGGAUAUAUCCUGCUUGCUCAACGGGUGUUCAACAGUCUACGCGCACUCGUAACUUGCUCAUGAGGCAAGUUGCUGUUGUGCUGGAGCUGAGAAGAGGACUGCUGCCUGCAAUGGGUCCAUCUCUCUCAAGCUAUCGCAAUAUUGUAGCUCUCAAAGUUCAAAAAAGUAUGGUGGAAGCUGUUGCCAAGGUUCCGACCAGAAAAGACAGCCAGUAUAAAAGGGUCCACACCACUGAUCUCUACUACAGGGCAUGGACAGCACAUCGAGCACCCUCGACUGAAGCCAACCUUGUCCUGGAAGUUGGUGCUUCACAACUUUGCGGCAGCACUUCGUUUGCACGGCCUGUGGAGACAAGGUUUCUUAGACAUGGCCAUGGCCCUCAAGGAAGAUGCCGAGGCCACAGGCAGUUCCUCCAGUGACUGUGAAAAGGUCCCCUGGGGCACAAGUCUAAUUUGGCACCCCUACCUUUCUCCUGCAGCUUUUCUGUCUACUUAGCUAACCAGCAGCAAGUUUAUCCUUGCAAGCAUUUUGGGUCAAGAACAACUUUAACCAGGAAGAAGUUCAAGACGAGUGAUUGAAGAAAAUAAAGUUGCUUCUGUGAUCUAAGAA
Dermacentor andersoni is the source of this 834-nucleotide messenger RNA. RefSeq lists its product as uncharacterized. The record is from RefSeq and is a predicted model, not a curated record. NCBI's taxonomy places the organism in Eukaryota, Metazoa, Arthropoda, Arachnida, Ixodida, Ixodidae.